UAGGUCUCUGUGCUGAGGAUAUUCGUUCAAUCCAGACCUGCGAGGCCGCUGUCAGAAUGGCUUUCACCAGACCAGACCUCGGCGAUGCCUUGCCUCUGAUAGCCUCAGGCAAGGUUCGCGAGUUAUACAAUGUUGAUUCGAAGUCGCUACUGUUCGUGGCUUCGGACAGAAUAUCUGCUUAUGAUGUGAUCAUGGAGAAUGGUAUCCCGGACAAGGGUCUUGUCCUGACACUCAUAACUGCGCAUUGGUUCCAGUACCUUCAGAAACAAAUCCCAGACCUCAAGACACAUUUCCUUUCGCUCGAAUUACCACCUGCUGUUCCCGAAAAUCAGAGGACUCAGCUCAAAGGCCGAAGCAUGCUCGUGCGCAAGCUCAAGGUCUUCCCUGUGGAAGCUAUUGUAAGAGGAUACAUCACAGGCUCCGCAUGGUCAUCAUACCAAAAAGCCGGUGAGGUGAACGGAAAGAAGAUGCCUGAAGGACUGGAAGAGUCGCAAGAGCUCCCUGAACCAAUAUACACCCCCAGCACAAAGGCCGAGCUGGGCCAGCAUGAUGAGAACAUCUCCACUGAGCAAGCCGCAACGAUUGUGGGCGAGAAAUACGCAAAGCGCAUCGAGGAGCUUUCGCUCAAGAUAUACAAGGCUGCAAGAGAUUAUGCCAAACAGAAAGGUAUCGUCAUUGCAGACACAAAAUUCGAGUUUGGCCUGGAUGAACAGACGGACGAAGUUGUUCUUGUGGACGAGGUGUUGACUCCGGACAGCUCGAGAUUCUGGUCCAAGUCGACCUAUAAGGUUGGUCAGGGUCAGGACAGUUUCGACAAGCAAUUCCUCAGAGACUGGUUGACCAAAAAUGGUCUUAAAGGCAAGGAGGGAGUGUCCAUGCCACAAGAUGUGGUCGAGGCCACCCGUGCCAAAUAUCUCGAGGCGUUCAAGAUCUUGACUGGCAAGUCGCUGCAGGACACUUUGCAGGAGCUGAAAUAAUCUUAUUGUGUUCUCAUCA
This is a messenger RNA of Exophiala xenobiotica, 996 nucleotides long. RefSeq names its product phosphoribosylaminoimidazolesuccinocarboxamide synthase. Gene Ontology annotation, molecular function: phosphoribosylaminoimidazolesuccinocarboxamide synthase activity. Lineage: Eukaryota; Fungi; Ascomycota; Eurotiomycetes; Chaetothyriales; Herpotrichiellaceae. The transcript is spliced from 2 exons. The coding region runs from base 57 to 977 and encodes 306 amino acids. Gene Ontology annotation, biological process: 'de novo' IMP biosynthetic process. Gene Ontology annotation, cellular component: cytoplasm. The record is from RefSeq and is a predicted model, not a curated record.